AUGGGUUUAAUUGCUGCUUUACGAAUAUAACAUUGAUUAAAUCUUAGACAAUUUAUAGCUGAGAUCAACAUAAUGUAAUUAAAGGUUGCUUAAAAUAUCGUACAGGCUAUGUCCAUAACUUAUACUAUUAUAUUAGACAGAUCUUAUGAACUCAAAGUUUUUAUUAAACAAAUUUUUAAAUGUUAUUUUAAUAUUCUUACUACAGCAUCUACAAUAUAUGUAUUAAACUAUACAAAAAACCCAAUCCGAUUCAAAUUAAAGAUUACUUUAUGAGCAGAUUGAAAUAUUCUUAAGUCUAACAGUCAGUUGCACAAACGUCCAUUAUUUUACAUUAGUUUAAAGCGUCAUUACCUAUACAAAUUUGUCAAUCAUUAGAGCUUAAAGGCGUCAUUAAACCUUAAUGGACGUUUCUUGUUUGUGCAACUGAUCAUAAAUUACAAUAAUAACAAAGAUUCAGUUACAACGAGUAUGUUGGAAAUAAGAUAUUUGGAAAGUUAGAAUUUAUUUAUUUAAUCUUGUCAGAGAAGGAUUGCGCCUUUUCUAAAACUUCUAAGUUAAGUCACAUCUUGAUUGACUCCAAACCCAUUCCAAUCCCGAAAAUGUAGUGUAAAUCCCUAUGAGAUACCGCAAUAUUUCAUUCGUGUUCACUUCGCCGACUAGAAAAGUCCCAGCAAAGCAUAAAAUAUACAAAGCGGACGCGGCUUUCACGGCCAAAUAAGCGAAUUUAAUAAAAAGCCCGUAUUCCCCGUCCGGGAUACGACUUAUCCCGAUAGUUCUCUUGACACUUACCCAGGACUCGACGCUAAAUUGAAAUUCCCGCGGGAGAUGUAGGUGGUUUUGUUUUACAUUGCGAAUCUCUGUGUCCUGUUUUAUUUUAACGUUUCAGUUGAAUUUUAUUGAUACUGCCUUAUAUUCUCUAUCCGAGGUUUGUCUGUCGAUGUUGUUGUAUUUUUAGCAAUUUAAUAGGUAUAACGUUUUAUUAAAAAUUGUUAAAAUAUUGUUUUAAAAUUCUAUUAUUUAAAUAGUAAUUGUACGUUUAUGAUACAAAUUGUUUUGUGAAAAUUUGUAAAUAUUUAAAAAAAAUUAAUGGUGAUGGAAAUAAUAGCAACAGUUGCAAUUGGUAGGGCAUUAUAUACAAAAAAAAUUAAAUAUAUUUUUAAUUCUUAUUUUCCAACCAUUUUAGAGAGUUUAUUGAAGUUCAAACAUGAGACCAAUAUGUAAAUAUAUGUAAUAGGAGAGUACCUACAUACAGGUAUUGUAAGGGAAUGCAGUGGCACAGUUAGUCUGCACAUUACUAGAUGGCAUUAUGCGUCAAUGAAUCGCGCUAUAACUGUCGAAACUACGUGUGUGAUAAAGGUAUAUAUACAUCGGGUCGUCGAGAAAGGGACGGUCAUUGGGGAAAAAAGGGACGGGUAGUUGUUAUAGAAUUAUUUGGUAAUGCCUCGCAUAUACUGGUAGGGCCGAGGCCGACCUAGAAUGUUCUAGGUCCUAAGUUAGAAUAUUCUAGAUGUGGUUGGUAUUGGCCCCGAUAUAUAUAAAUACGCGAUGGGCUAGCUGUCCCGGCAUUCAGUGACAAGUGAACUGAAUCCGAAAGCGAUCGGAAGUGAAAAUUGUGAUAGAAUAGUGUUAUGAAGCGAGUUUUGAAUUUUGUUGUAUUUUUUUUCUAAUUUUAUGUAGUUUAUGUCGGAUUGUGAAUUUAAUUGGCUUUGUAUUUUAUUCGAACCCUAACUCAUAACAAUAUUAUACUUCGAACUUCAAUAAACUCUUUGAAAAUGUUGGAAAAUUAGAAGUUAAAGUUUAUUGUUUUCAAUAUUUUUAUAUGUUGCUACCAUAACCAUAUUUUUUUUAAAGAAUUUCAAAAUCAAAAUAAAUUUAUUAAGAGGUAUAAUAACGAGAUCCAACGUAAGCACACAGUGUUUUCUUUACCCAAAUUGAAUUCGUUCCGGGUACCUUAUAUAAUUAUACUUUAUUUUUUUUACCAAAAAAGGAUUAAAUUCUAACAUAAUAUUAGUCGUUGAUGUCGAUCAUAUAAUAAUUUGAGUGGAGGACUUAAUAUAUAUUUUUGUGUUUUAUACCAAUAGUAGAGCUAUAGAACAGGAAAAGGAAAUGAUGAUAUAUCUGUUUACUCAUUAUAUAUGUUUUUAAUAUACAGAUAUGUUAACUUAACCAUUACAAUACAACCCUUAAUCCUUACGAUAAGCAUAAGGGUCAUAGAAGUUUGAUAACAUAACAAUUUCAUUACCAUAAAGUUGAACUGAAUUAACUUGGUUAAUAGCUUUAUACUGAAGUGAUAUUCCUUGACUUAUAACUAACAACUAAUCUUCAGAGAAUAAUCUUUGGAGAAUAAUAUAAUCUUCACCGAUAAUGAAAUUAAAAUAUUCUUUAUUUCAUCUUUAUCUAUAACCAAAUUACAUUUCUUUCUAAUAGUAUACCAGAAUAAAUUCAGUGAGUAUGGUAACUGCGUUCAGUCAGCAACUUACGCAAAGGCGGAUUAUUAUAGGAUGGGCAAAUGUUUUAUUCCAACCAACUCCGUGCUUCGGAAGGCACGUUAAGCCCGGCCCAUCCCGGCUGCAUUUUCAGUCGUUAAAACCUACCAGUCUGUAUUUGAUUCAAUUCCAUCCAUAGGGAAAGUCCAAGGCCUAGAAGUGGCGACAUUACUAGGCUGAAGAUGUGAUGUUAGUUCAGUUUAAUUAUCUAAGCAAUUGUCUUAAAAUAUCCCUCCUUGAGUAUCAGGUUUCUCUUUAAUGGAAUGAUCUCUCUUUGAUUUACCUUAGAUUUACAAAUAUCUAUCUUUUCAUUAUUUUUUUUAAAUAAAUACUUGUAAUUAACCUUACCUUUAAAAACGAUUAAACUUUACCAGUGUAAUUAGAAAAAAAGUUUAGCAUUGGAGUAAAUUUAUGCUGUGACUGCACUUAGUAUUAGUCGAAAUUCAUAUUACGAGUACUAAGCAGAUACAUAGCAAAGGUUGAUUAGUACAAGGUACUACGGGAGUUAUAUUUACUGCUAGAAGGUAAUGUGUUUGUUUAUUCUCUGUAUAAUAUGAAUUUAGGCUAAUACUAAAAUUGCAAUUUUAUCGUAAAUUUACUAUGAAGCUAAAUUUUGUUUAUUAAUAGCAGGUUACAGGUAAACGGUAUGGUUUAGAGACUUUAUGAAGAUUGCAACCUUUUUACUUUAACAUGCACAUUUCUUAUUUAUAUUUAUAAACUCAUGUGGUUUGGUGUUCGUUGUCAUAAAUAUCAACAAAACAAAACAAGUUCCAAGUACACAUAAAAAUUUUAAAAAAUACAACUAAAUUAACUUCUAAGAAUUAUAUAAUUAUUGUUAUGUUUUGGUAUUUUAUUUUAUCUAUUGAUAUUUCUUCUCUUUUUAAUCAGGUAUCACAACAGCAGAAUGAUCAACUACGACGCUGAACGUGGCAUCAAUGUAACAACAAAUCCUGCAGAGAGACUGUCUGAUCUGCUGAUACCGGCUGCUAGCGUUUCACACGCUGGCAACUACACAUGUGUACCGAACAACGCGGUACCAGCUAGUAUCUACGUUCAUAUAUUCAAUGGUGAAAAUCCAGCGGCAAUGCAGUCCUCAUCACCCAGCUUCUACCAUUUAAACUUAAACGGUCUUUUACUACCGACACUAGUUUCAUUCCACGUUAUACGGUGACAGUAUUAAACGAAACACAGUCUUAAUUCCUUAGAAUUAAAAUCCAAACUCGAAUGAUGCGAUGCUUUCCCAUUUAUGACAUAAUAAGGUCGUUAUCUGUUGCGACAAUUACGUUCAAUUUCAGCGCACCCAU
Diatraea saccharalis (sugarcane borer) is the source of this 3790-nucleotide messenger RNA. The record is from the annotation of a GenBank genome assembly. NCBI's taxonomy places the organism in Eukaryota, Metazoa, Arthropoda, Insecta, Lepidoptera, Crambidae.